Molecule: messenger RNA, 1551 nt
Organism: Gregarina niphandrodes
Lineage: Eukaryota; Apicomplexa; Conoidasida; Eugregarinorida; Gregarinidae
Exons: 1
Coding region: 1-1551 (516 amino acids)
Source: RefSeq, a predicted model, not a curated record
AUGGACGAUUGCGGAGUUGUAGGGGAAGAAGAGUUGGUAUGUGCGCGAGAUGGCGGUAGCACUUUGGUCGAUGACAUUUUUUACGUCCUGAAAGAGGCGACGCAGCAAAUGCUUUCCCUUCGUGCGCCGGAUACUCUGACGUCCUUCUUCGCCGCUGUUGAAGAGGUCCUGGCGGAUAUUCCCCGCGUUCUUGGUCGUCAUUGCGAACUGGCACUCUCCCUCUACUUCGGAGUCUGGACAAGACCCGAAGGAACCAAGUGCUACUCGCGAGUCACCAAACAGAAACUGCUCCAAGCAAGUCAAGGCAGCGACAAACUCACUACACAAAUCUCUCUGCCUCACGCUCUCAUGGGCACCUACCUUAUCAAUCAGUAUCUCGACCAAGUCCGAGACAAGAUACGCGCCGGUCAAAUGACCUGCCAGGCCACAAGCCAGACCAUCAGCCAGACCACCGGCGACUACGCUCAAGGCGGCGGCGCUCAAGACGGCGGCGCUCAAGACGGCGGCGUUCAAGGGCGCACUCUGUCAUCUAAAGACUCUUUACCUGCUACGAAAGACUUGUUAACUUCGAAAGACUCUUUGGCUGGCAAGGACGUUAUCGCCACGGCUCCAUUCACUCAGGACAACCCAUCGGUAGCCCCGACGGUAGCCCCGACGGUAGCCCCGACGGUAGCCCCGACGGUAGCCCCGACGGUAGCCCCGACGGUAGGCCCGACGGUAGCCCCGACGGUAGCCCCGACGGUAGCCCCGACGGUAGACUUGUCGCUGAUUCGGGGGAUCUAUUGGGACAGUUACGACUCAGCGGUACGGGCGGUGGCGGGUCGGACGUACAGUGCGUUUUUGGAACCGUUGUUCAGCGAGGCGCCCUUCAAUUGGGAAGCGGCGGCAGUAAACACGGAGCGCGAAGACGUGUUGGUGCAGCGGUUGGAGGAAUUGCGUGGUUACAUGGUGCUGGUCUGGGCACCGGCUGUGGCUGCAGACCUGGUGUACCGACUGGUAGAGUGUGUGGCGGUACGUUUGGUGCAGAUGCUGCUGGAGCGCAUUUCCUUAAGCCCAGGCGCAGACGGCAAGGCGGCAUCAGGAGUUAAUGCAGGUGCAGACAUGGUUACCAAUGGACGGACGGAGAACAGCUCCUUGGUCAGCUACUUCAAAGAUUUCAAGGCCAGCACGGUGGUUAGUACGGAGAAUAGCCAGACGACCGGCAUCACAUGUUCUGGUGCCUUGGAAUUUGACUCACUCGCUCGCCAUCUCAUCGACUGGACUGCCGAGGCUCUGCCCACUGGACCCGGCACUGGGCCGUUGGAUGGUCGACCACCCUCCAUCCGAGACAUGUUUACGGAACUCGUCGAAAUGUGCGAACUACUCACCGUCGAAUCCGCCGCCGAAGUCUUCGACCUCUGCACUUCUACCAAAUGGACCGCACUCACACAAGACGUCGCUACACGCAUCCUGAACGCUCGCAAAAUCGACCUGAAAAUGGCCGACCAACUACAAAUGGUUCUAGCCUCCCUGGCUACGCACCCCACUUUCAGCACUGGCCCAGACAAGUGA